CACAGUUUGGUGCGGGAGUGUGCGGGGUGUAAGGCUCUCGACCAUUUCCUUCCAUUUAAAUAUCGAGCUUCUUUUUUUUUUCUCCCCCCAACUGAACAGGUUGUACCCUGGAGGAAAGUCGGAGCUUCUAAACUGAUCAACUACCAAUAAUCAUAAUAUAGUAUUAAUAUGAAUAUGAAUAAUAAUAAUAAGAGGGAGGAGUAGAAGUUAUUGGAGCGUUUUGGAGUCAUUGCGCUUAAUUAUAACGGGAAAAGAGGCUCUAUGAUGAUGUUCUGAGACUGGAAAUACAGCAUAAGACUUCUGUGGAACCGAGCGCAAAAAUCAGCACCACGAACGCUUGAAGAAGUCAGAAGCGAGUCUGGGGCUGAUUUCUUUCUCACCCAGACUGUUGAUUCCUGCAGCCUUUCACUGACAGACACGUGUGAAAUAUAAUCUCCCUGUUUUUCCCACAAACUCCGUUUGGAGGAGAAGCUAUAAGUGUUUAAGCACACAUUGUCCAAUCAAAGAGCAAAUGACACAAAAAGACAGAUAAUAAAGAAGUUUAUUGUUUUUGCAGCUUUUCAGUUGAACAGUUUCAGUUCUGGUGUACAGAGGAACUUGCAACACUCAGAACUGACAGAAAUAAUGAAUGCAGCUGCCUGUCUUUCUUUAAAUAUGUGUGUGAGAUCAUAUUAUCACUCCUAUUCUGUCAUCAGUGAGACCUUGUUAUACAAAGCAAUACUUAACCCUAAUAGUUUCAGUGUCGAGGUAUUUAUAGAUUUUAGACUUUAGCCUUCACAUCUGAUAUCACCACCAGUCCCUGACGCAAGGAUCCAAAUAUUUGAAAUAUCUUGAAUGUAUAAAUAUGUCUAGGCAAGAGGCACAAACACACUGUAUUUUGGUCAGUGGAUAUGGAUAAUAUAAUUUUUUUUAAAUUUUUUUUUUUUAAAGUCCAGUUAGAGUUGAUUAGUGAGUGUGUUAUAUGUUUUGCCAUCACUAAUUAGCUUAUAAGUAGUUACAUGUUUCAUGUUAAGCAAUAUCAUGUACAGUAACAUUCAGAUCCUCUUCUGUGUUACGUAAGAAAGGAAAUAAUGUGCUCAUAAAAUCAUGUGUUGUGGUGUAUUUCAAGCCCAGCGAUACACUCCGACAGAAACGUCACAGCUCUGGACUCUUGCAAUAUUCAUAACCGAAGAUGAAACUUGACCUGAAUGAAUGAAAACCUUCACAGCCAACAUUUUACAAAAAAGAAAAAAAUGUUGGAUCUGAAUCACUGAUUUUUUUUUCUUUUGUUAUCAAUUUUGGAUCCAGAUUAGAAGCAGAUUCUCAUAAAUAUAGGCUGAAGACAACUUAUUGAGGAUGGAUGAAGUUUUUUCUGUAAUCAGUGGCUAAAAGGUCAUCUGAUAUUAGGUGACUAUAGUCAUGACCAUAAUGUUGUGAAAGUUCACUUUAAUGAUUAAAUAAAUUACUAAAUACAGUACUGUGCAAAAGUCUUUUUUUUUUUUAAAAAUACAAACUUUGUUAUAGAUUUUUAUUUUCUGACUUCUACAUUAUUGAUUCAGUACAAAAACACUUUAGAUUCCAAACAUGAGUUUUCCAGGACAGAAUGAAACAUUACAGAAAAAUGUUUGUAUGUCAGUAAUAAAGCAGCAGAUUCCAUAAGAGACACUUUUCAGAUAAAAACAUAAUGAAGGCUGCUGGGUUUCGCUGCAGAAAUAAGAAGCGAGUCGACAGUCAAAGUCUCCAGAAGAACUGUGGCUGCUUCUGCAAGAUGCUCAGUAACACUUCCAGCUCAUUUCCUUAUAAAACUGCACACACUGUAAGUGAGACUACUAUUUUAUUUUUAAAGCGAAGGAUCGUCACACCAAAUAUCAACUUUAUUUCACUGAUUAAUGUUUACUGCUCUUUAUAGUAUUUUUUAAUGUAGAAAGAUUUAGUUUCAUUAUUUUUGAAGGCAUCUUUGCACUACAGUAUUUCUUUGCAUAUGCUUAAGACGUUUGCACAGAACUGUACGGUUAAUUAAAGAUGAAAAGUGAGUAUGGCACUCCUUUCUGUACCUGAUACAUUACUUCUGUUCUACUUUCACAAAACCACACUGCAUGAAAGGACUCUGAGUCAUCUAUAGCUUUACACUGUCCACAAAAAAACCCCCCACACAUUAAAAGCUAAAAAAAUUUAAAAAUACAAAUAAAUUAGAGAAAUACCUACAAAUGAAUCCUAAUAAAUAAAGAUGUAUAACAUAAAUAAAUAACACAGUAGAUUACAUAGAACAAAAACACUGGAAUUGCAUACAGAAAGAAAGUAAAAUUAAGUACAGUAAAUAACAGUAUAAAUUUACAAUAAAUAAAAUACUGUAGAAAAAAUGUGUUUAAAAAAAUCCUGUCAGCAUGAUGAUAUGAGUAAAUAGUAAAUAACUAGGAAAUGUUUCUGUAAUGUAUGAUUUGAUAUGAAGAAUUUAGAUUUCACACUGAGAUAUACACAGCAGUGCAGAGUGUUUCUCAGGGUGUUGUGUGUGGCUAUAUGUGUGACCUUUAUGGCUUUCUCUCUAUCUGUCUCCGAGUCUGAGACACUGAAUGCAAACUUAUAAUAGGUAUCAUGAGGUCACCAGAAUCAGGGACACAUGACACUGCUCUGCUCUGGAUAGAGACAGAUAGAGAGAGAAAAGACGUACGACGUAUGAGACGAAGAAAGCCAAGAGAUAAGCAAAAUAUCAACACCAAGGCCGUGAGACAGAAUGGGUGAUUACAGAGAUAAUAUCAGUUAAUAGCGUGAGACAUGGUCAGUUUAAGGAGAAGAAAGAAAAGAAUGAGAGAUCAGGAAUGAAAAACUUGACAUGCAGCCGGUCGUGCCGUCUCCGCUCUGGCCCGAACUCAGCCUCACUCUCCAGCGCUUUGGGUCCAAGUGGAGAAUCUCCAGCUCGCUCAUGGAGCUCAGCAUCGGGCCACCCUGCUCCAGCUCCAGCUGUGGAAUGCGUAUACCCAGGAUGCAUGCCAGCUGGAGGAGAACCAAGCUCCUUGGAGUGAUGAUGAUUGUCAACUUUCUGAUUUACAUUCUGGUGGAGAUGACACGGAGUUAUGGCAAAUGGGACCCCACGAAGCCCCACAUACCAUCUGAGAAAUUCUGGAAAAAGCCUGAACUCAGCAAGGCCUUUUGGAACCGCCAGCAGCAGCAUGUUAGCUACAUUCACAACCCACUAAUCGUUCCCACCAGUGUUGGCACCACCAUCGUGUCCUUCACAGAGGCGACGCAGUCCUCCAGUCAGCCGAACUACACAACCAAGACAGACCAUUGCAAACCAGACUUUACAGUGACCACACAGAUUAAGGAUUACAGUUCCCUGCCUCAGCGCUUCAAAGAUUUCCUGCUGUAUAUGCAGUGUAGGUCGUACCCGAUGCUAAUAGAUGCUCCAGGUGUGUGUUCUGAAGCACCUUUCCUGCUGCUUGCUGUGAAGUCCCUGACGCCUCAUUUUGACCGGCGCCAGGCUAUCCGGGAGUCCUGGGGACGCGCUGGGAUCCUGGCCAACCACCGUGUAGCCACCGUCUUCCUCUUGGGCAAGACAGGAGGAAGUGAUUACUUCCCGAAUGUUUCAGCGAUGCUUCAUUACGAGGCGUCGCUGCAUGGAGACCUACUUCAAUGGGACUAUCGCGACACGUUCUUCAACCUCACACUGAAAGACGUGCUGUUCCUUGAGUGGAUGGCCGAGCGCUGCCCCUCAGCUCGCUUCAUCUUCAAGGGUGAUGAUGACGUCUUCGUGAACACCCGAAGCAUCCUGAGUUUCCUCAGUGGACUCUCAGAGACCAAGGCACAAGAUUUAUUUGUCGGAGACGUGAUCAGUGAAGCUAGGCCACACCGGGACAAGAGGCUAAAGUACUACAUCCCUGAGAGUGUAUUUGUUGGGCCUUAUCCACCAUACGCAGGUGGGGGCGGUUACCUGUACUCUGCUGACGUGGCGAUCCGGUUGAGAAACAUCUCUCAGCAAGUCUUGCUUUUUCCCAUCGAUGACGUCUACACCGGGAUGUGCCUGCAGAAACUUGGCCUGGUGCCCGAGAAGCACCAAGGAUUUAGGACUUUUAACAUAGAGGAAAAGUACAGAGAGAGUGCAUGCGCCUACCAAAAUUUAGUGCUGGUGCAUCCCAGGAGUCCGCAGGAGAUGAUUAAAAUCUGGGGUUGGAUUAGCGACCCUGGGCUGAGGUGCCAGUGAGAUUGGACAGUGGUUAAAUGGACAGUGGUUAAAUGGACUGAUGAUAAAUUUAGUUGCUAGGGUCAUAAAAGUCUGAUGCUGGAUCAGCUGCUGGUCUGGAUGUUGUUGUAGAGGACCAACAUCUGAUUAGAUCCUGAUCUUCAGAAUUUCUGGUCUUCAGUUGUUAUUAUUAUCUCCAAUCUGUGACCCAUGACUGAACUUCAGAUGAGUGCAGGAUAGGAUUGCUAAUAUCGUAUCGUCUGUCAGGUAUUCCAUUUGAAACUUUUAAGUGAAAGAGUUAGCGGGCUAGUAGCAGUGCACUUCUAAGAGCAAGCACUUCAGCCUUGGCUCUCAACUUGUGCAGCAAAUGUCUUGCUUCACUCAUGUGGUAUCAAACUGCUUUUUUAAUAUCUUUUUUUUUAAUUAUAAUUUUUAAUAUAUUUUUAAAGUAACAGUUACAAACCUAAACAUUUACACUUUUAUGCAGAUUUAUUUACCUGAUAUUCAGUGUUAAUUUAUUUUUAUACACAUUAAAAUAACAUCAAACUCAUUUUUAUACACAUUAUAUAACAUCAAACUCAUUUUUAAAGGUUUAUUUUUUAACAAUUUAUAAUAAUUUCAAGGGAGAUUCCAAGAAAUCCAAGACUUUGUCAUGUGCUUGCCUUUUUUGUUUAUUUUCCUGAGCACUUUUUAUCUUCUGUUGGCUCAGGGGGAAAAAAAUCAUUUGAUAAUUCUCAUAAAUCUGCUUAACAACUAGCAAAAUAUAUGAUCUGAUAUCUGCCUAGCAAUGUGUCUGUAUCAAACUACACAUUUUGUUUGGAGCUCAAGCUACACGCCUAAUGUAGCUAACAAGCAAUCUAUCUUACACAAAGUUGUUUUAAAAAGUACAAGCUCAGAAUAUUUUAAUAAUUAAACACUAUCUGCCUGUCACAUUACAUUGUUACAACCGAAGACUGUCAUUUGAGUACAUUAAUUUAAACAUAACUAGCUAGUUAGCUAUCAGCUCUGUAAGACAAUUUAUUACAAACUGAGAGUUGUCACCGCAUUAGCUAAUAGCUAAAUAGCAAACUGGCCUGGUAAUUAGCUAAUAUCAUUUGAGGAAAUAAAAUAUUAAAUAAAAGGAGUUAUUAAAUAAGUCACAGGCAUUCGUGCUGUAGUUAAACUAGUUCAAAACUCGAUCGUAAUCAUUACAACGGUACAAUUCUGCGAUUAGGUCUAGUGGGCACAUCGUGCUAAGGAAAUUCUGUUUGUCCGAGAUGGCCGCCUCGAUAACAUUUCAGUGUUCAGCUACACUGUGAAGUUUUGUACAUAUUAAGAGAUGACAGGAAGUCACACUGUGAUCGGAAUCAGCUCGGCAGUCUGUAUGACAUCAGUGAACUACUAAAUGUGGUUUGAGAAAGAUUUACAGAUAGGAUUUUGUGUUUUGAAUGCUUGGCAAACAUUCCUUUGAUUUCGUUUUUCAAGGUAAUUCACAAUUUAACAGUGAUUUUUUAAAAAAAAGAUUUUAAUUAUUUUUAUGAUAUGUAAACUACAGUAUUGUCUUCUUAUAAUGAUGGAUGUUGUCAUCAUAGCAAGCAUAAGGGCUAUAUGAUGUAAGCAAAAUUUGUUGGUAACAAUCAGCAAACAGUACGUUAUAAUCUGUUAACUGGAACGGGACUUUGGAACAGAGAUUACCUCAUUAGUCUGUGGAAACGCUCAUGAUACUUUGCACGUUUGAGGUUUACAAAUUUUAUUGUAAAGCUGCGUAAGGAUCCUAAAUUAAUUCAGAUUGGUCUCAGACUAGAUCUGGACUUAGAUCAAUCUCCACCCAAGUGCACUGUGUAGGGACCAAAAGCCAUAAACUUAUUGUCCUAAAUAGUGUAUUAAUAUGCGAAGUAUGGAACAAACUUAAUAAUUUAUAUAUUGCUAGUUCUGAUGUGUGUGUGGAUAAAGAAAUUGUUUAGCCUUUUUUUAAAUGUUAUUAUUUAACAGUUCGGACAUUUUGAAUAUUGUUGUAUUUAUGCAUUUUUAUGAAUUGUGUUCAUGUGUUUAUGUGUGAGAGAGAUUCUGUUUAUCUCUGUUUUAAACAAACUGCAUUUCACCAUUUCAGGAUUACAUUAUAUCAAUUUUUUUCAUUAAAAGAAAAAAAUCUAUAUAUUUUUUCUGAACUGCUGUAUUAAAUUGUAGUAUUUUAGUGUCUUGUUUUUUUUUUUUUGUUUUGUUUUUUUUUGAAAAAACCUGCAAAGAAAUGAUAGCAAGUGAAAAUAUCUUGAAUAUGGGAAAAUUCAACAAAUAUUUCUUAUUAAAAAAUUAUUUUACAUUAGAUUUAGGAUUGUUAAUCCUGGUUUUAAAUUGAUUAAAUUUGUCUUAUUUUAUUGACAGGUAUUUUUCCUUCUUUCCAGAAAUAAAUGCUUUAAAUUAUAGCAAAUUAAUAGAACAAGACUAUUUCAAGCUUGAAAUUAUUAAAAGAAAAAUCUAGAAAUUGGUUUAAUAAUCAUAUAUUUACAUUCAUUGCCAUUUUCAUUACAACUGGAAAUAGGAAAUACUUGAUAAAUUUGGCUAGUUUCAAGAUAUUUUCAGUUGUAAGAUGUCAUUUUAUUUGCAUUGUGUUGCUUUUGUGUUUAUCUUAUACGAUAACGUAUCUUUUUAUGUCCUUUUAAACCAUGCAAAACUCAGUCACUGUUUUCAGCAGUAAAUUACACAUCACUGGAAACGAACGCCGUUUUAUCCAUCCUUCUGUUUGUCUCAGCACGCACUUGUCUGAUUGUUGAUUUGGUGCGUUGUGUCAUUUGUAACAUUUUUGGUUUUGCACUCGAAAAGAUAAAAAAAAAAUUCCAUUGUGUACUUGUGUUUGUUAAUAUAUCUUUCUAAAAAAAUGAAAAUAUUAUCAUUUAAGGAAUAAAAGCAACAUGGAUAUUU
Messenger RNA from Pangasianodon hypophthalmus (striped catfish), 7054 nucleotides. RefSeq names its product UDP-GlcNAc:betaGal beta-1,3-N-acetylglucosaminyltransferase 2a (gene b3gnt2a). Bases 2810 to 4177 code for a protein of 455 amino acids. Gene Ontology annotation, cellular component: membrane. Gene Ontology annotation, molecular function: hexosyltransferase activity. NCBI's taxonomy places the organism in Eukaryota, Metazoa, Chordata, Actinopteri, Siluriformes, Pangasiidae. The transcript has 3 exons. The record is from RefSeq and is a predicted model, not a curated record.